AUGGCGCCAGAGCUGUCCGAGAUCUCGAGGAUCAGUUUGGCACAAAGUGCGCACGCAGCAUUGGCGAUCGACCAACUGCUCCGCGAGAGGUACUACAAUCGGCGUGUUCGGAAGGACACGACGUUCGAAGUUGGAGACUUGGUGUGGGUGCUCAAGCCUCCACGAGGCAAGGGCAUCACGAAGUCGGCCCAUCAGUGGGUGGGCCCGGCGAGGAUCGUGCUGUCGGCAGGGGUCGACAACUGGGAGGUCGUGCGCGACGACACGGACGAGCAUUCGAUCGUCCACUGCAGCUUCUUGGUGUCGAGCCGCUGUCCGAGCGACUCGUUGGGGGUGAUUGCGGAGAAGAUCAUCACAGAGCUGGAACUGGAGGACGACGACGCAGAGCUGCGGAGGAGCGACGGCGGCGACGAGGAGCAAGUCGCAGUGCAGCCCGGUGACGGACAGGACGAGGGACAGCACGAUGGCAGAAGUGCUGUCGCUACAGCGCACGCGGGCGCUGCAGUCGACGGAAGAGUAGUGACUGAAGGCCGAGAAGAAGGCCAAAUGACGUCGCAAGCGGAGGAGAGCAGUGUCGCACGGCGAAGUGCGAUGGACAUGUCCAGCCAGUUGGAUCCCCAGGCUUUGGCCGCGUUCGUGGACGACAGUGUCUUUGCUCAGAUGAGCGGGAAGCUUGGAGCAGACGCAUCGCCGAAGAAAAAUCUUUUCGUUGCGUGGAUGCUGGACGACUAUCCCAACAAAGCCACACUCCAACUCGAGGCCUCCCAGAACCGGAUACAUGGAUUGAUACGGGUGAAGAUCAGAAGAGCAUACGGGCAUACACGCGUGUCUCGACCUCUUGCACAAACUAUUGCGGCCAAGACGGUGAAAGACCUCCUGGCAAAGUUUGUCCCUGAAGCCCGCUCCGGCACGCCCAAGUUGGAUGAAAAUGAAAUGAAGCGAAUCGCGGAGGCGUUCACCAAGGGCCGGUACCUCGGCGAAGCCCACCUCGACCUCGCACAAUAUCUGCGGGACUGCUGGAAGGCCUACACCCCCACAAAGUACAAGGCGCCAUGUGUGGCGGUCGUGCAGUCGGAUGAAGGCUCCAAAGUGGAAGACAUCGCCAGUCGAUUGAAGACAAUUUACGUCUACGCGAACAAGCAUUGGGCAAACGUUCAGAAGGAAUGGCUGAAGCUGUUUACCGAAAAGGCAGCGGACACCUCUGUAAAGGCGAAACUUUCGGAUGAAACAGAUACGCUGGAGGGGGAUACCUCUACUGAGAAGAAUCCAAAUGGCAGAAUCGUGGUUCUGGUGAUCGAUGAAGCGAGAAGUCUGCUGGCUGAGAAGGGAGGCAAGAAGAAUGACUUCCGAAUGUUGCGAAAUGCUCUUAGAUCCGUGAACAAAGAUAUCGGCCAUCGUGGAUGCAUUUUCGGCGUGCUGAUUGAUACGAACUCCAGGAUCUCGGACCUGGCGCCUCCGCUGUUGUUGGACCCAUCAUCUCGGCUUUUCGAUGGAGAGUUGGCAUCGUUUGCGCCAGUUGUGUUAGCUGAGACAAUGGACGCACACUGGGAUCAAUACUGUGAAGAAAAACAAGCCGGCGAAGAUGAAGAAAUGAAAGAGGACAUCCAAGAUGUAGAUGAAGAAAUGAAAGAGGAAAUACUAGAUGCGGGAGCAGAAGAUGAAGAAAUGGAAGAGGAAACUCAGGUUGCGGUGGGAGCUGAAAAAGACGAAGAGAAGAAGAAACAGCAAGAACGUGCUAAGAUAGCUAUGUACAAGAGAAUCGUUACCGGGGAUGCGAGUCAAGCUUGGCACGCGUUGUGCCGCAUGGGGCGUCCGAUGUGGUACAGCACUUGCCCCAAUCCUGCGGAUAGAGAAGAUGUGAUCAAUCUUGCGGCGAACAAGCUGCUACUGGGGCUCCCUCCUUCGCAAGAUGCGUACAACAAGGAUACCAUGCUUGGUGUCGCCUCCAUGCUUUGCCGUCUGGGCGUGCGCCCGCAUUCAACGUCGGCUCUGGCAUCUCGGGCGACUGCCGACUUCAUGGCGAUUCUCGCGUAUGUGAAUUUCAAGCGAGAAGGUUACGUCACCAGCUACGCUUCGGACCCAGUGCUCGCCUUAGGAGCGAUGAAAGUGUGGUAUGAACUGAAACAUGGUUUGGCAAAGUAUAUCCUGCCGCAACUCAAGAACCUCCUUUUGGAUGAAGCAUUGGACACCGGUGGAGUUGGCGAAAUUGGCGAGAUGGUUGCUCGGAUUUUGCUGCUUCUGGCGAUGGACACGUGUGUGAUGGGAGACAAAGACUUUUCCCAGUGCUACCACACGAUCGGGCAAUUUGUACCGGUGCAGGAUUUCUUGGACGUGCUGCAAGGCAAGAAAAAGCUGCCGAUAUAUCUCAAGCGGAUGAUCAGCAAGGAGAAUUUGAGACCAGAAUUCAACAUGUGGUGCUCGAAGUGGGAUGGUUGGUACAUGGGGUUCACCCACUUUGUGCAGUUGCAGCUUGAGCCGAAUGAGGACACGCUUUGGGAUCCGAAACCGCUGGGUUCCACGGAUGUCCGUGAUACCAUUCGCAUCUACAUGAAUCCCAAGAAGAAAGGCAACGCCUCUGAGGUGAAGGAGGAGAGUCAGGCGAAGAAGCGGGCGAAGAUCGAGAGCAAUCCUGGCGUCUCAAGUGUGUCGAGUGUCUCGGAGGAGGAUCCUGUUUUCACGAUCUGCCUCCGUUUGCUCAACAGGGUCACCUACCCGUUCCUGAGCGAGGACGUGGCUUCCAUUCUAUCAAACAUGGUGGAGUCUCAGUAUGACCCGCUGGGGCUUGUGGAGGGCGACCUGGACUAUCGCGAUGAAGAUGAAAAACGAAACAAGGACGUUAGUUCAACGCCCGUAAAGCACUAG
Molecule: messenger RNA, 2859 nt
Organism: Phytophthora sojae
Lineage: Eukaryota; Oomycota; Peronosporomycetes; Peronosporales; Peronosporaceae
Exons: 9
Coding region: 1-2859 (952 amino acids)
Source: RefSeq, a predicted model, not a curated record